This is a messenger RNA of Mycena citricolor, 1578 nucleotides long. NCBI's taxonomy places the organism in Eukaryota, Fungi, Basidiomycota, Agaricomycetes, Agaricales, Mycenaceae. The record is from the annotation of a GenBank genome assembly.
AUGUCCAUUCUGAACGGGGCGGGGUCCAGCUCAGAGACUCUCGCGCAGGAGAAGCAGACAUUGCGGGCACAAGAUGACGCGGGCGGGGGCACGUCCAAGUUUAUCAGCUUCUUCUGUCCGACUAUCGCAAUAUCGCAAUAUCGCAACAUCUUAAUAUUCGAAAAGCGCAACAUUCGAGAUGGGGUCAGCGGCCAAGUCGCCGGCACGAGCAGGCUCGUCGCGAGUCCGCACUCCCAGGCGACCUUCCAAGGCAGCGGCUCGUACGUCGUAUUUGACUGGGGCAAGGAGUUCGGGGGGAUCCUGUCGCUGACGAUCAACAACGCGACGGCGCAGUCCCAGUUCUCGCUGUCGCUCACCGACCUGCGCCGGCAGCUGCAGAACUGGGACGUGAUCCAGACAUUCCACGCGCCGCUCGCCACGGGGCUGCUGGCGCAGACCGUGGGACAGCAGUGCGGCGGGUUACGCUUCCUGACAAUUGUGAGUGCGAGCGCGGACCCGCUGGCGAUUACGUUUAUGCCCCACUGGGACGAUCUCAAGGCGUACCCGGGCUACUUCUACGCACCUAACCCCGGGUUUCACGACAUCGACUUCCUGGCGAAGAUCUUGUACGCCGGCACGUAUACGGUGCAGAACAACACAAUCCCUCCCCGCAUGGUGCGACAGGGGCCGUGGCCCGCAGGAGGUGGCUGGUCCAACAAUGCCUUGGGAGGUUCUGUGAUUGGGCCUAUCCUCGUCGAUGGAGCAAAACGUGACAGGAACAUCUGGCCAGGUAAUCCCUCAUGCUCAGGGCCGCGAUCUAAGCCUCGGAAUCACGCGACGGAUCAGGCGACUGCGAAGCCAACCACCGGCGCGCUGCAGUACUCUGGGCCGCUGCUGAACAAUCAGGGCAGCGAUAAGUACAUCUCGUGGUCGCUCAUCGGGACGCACAACUACUUCUUGUAUAUGGGCGACCUCGAUUUCGUCAAGUCUGUCUGGCCAAACUACACCAAGGCGGUCGGCUUCCUUGAAGGUCAGGUGGACUCGACGGGCCUGAUGACCGUCCCGUCUUCAUUCUCGAAUGACUGGGGCAGGGCAGGAGGCGCCGGAAACAGGUCGCAGACGCUCGUCACCGCGACGGACCUGGCGACGCAUCUCGGCAACGUCCCCCUCGCCACCACAUACCUCGCCAACGCAACCAAAAUGCAAACCGCGCUCAACAGCCUGCUGUGGGACGCCGCUGAGGGCCUGUUCCGCGAGAACGACGUCCCGACAAGCAUCUACCCGCGGGCCGGCAACGCGUUUGCGGUCCUGUACAACCUCACGACAUCGGAUGCACAGAACAAGGCCGUGAGUGCUGAACUUUACAUGAAGAUUAAAUCACCAGCAGUCGAUCGCAACUCAUGCUGGGAAGUUUAUUUACAGCUUUUGGCCAAGUUCAAGGCCCUCGACGGUGAGCGUCUGGCUUUCUGGGAGAGAGGUCCAUGGACAGGUCUACGAGACCUGUCCAUGGACUUGAGCACUCCUGCGGUACUCCAAAUACUCCACAUCAUUGAUCUCGACGACAACGACAACGAUCAACAUGCUGUCCACGUCGGCUGA